Messenger RNA from Amaranthus tricolor (Joseph's coat), 2665 nucleotides. RefSeq names its product glucan endo-1,3-beta-glucosidase 8-like. Gene Ontology annotation, cellular component: plasma membrane. The record is from RefSeq and is a predicted model, not a curated record. NCBI's taxonomy places the organism in Eukaryota, Viridiplantae, Streptophyta, Magnoliopsida, Caryophyllales, Amaranthaceae. Gene Ontology annotation, molecular function: hydrolase activity, hydrolyzing O-glycosyl compounds. Gene Ontology annotation, biological process: carbohydrate metabolic process. The transcript is spliced from 2 exons. Bases 1006 to 2442 code for a protein of 478 amino acids.
CUGUUGGUUAUAUUGCUUAAGCUUUGACACCUUGUAAAAUCCUUUUCUUAAAUUUGUAGUUAGCACUUUCAUUUCUUUAAUUUUUGCUCGACUUAGGAAUAUAUUAUCAAUAAUGAUUCACCUUGUUGUAAAACAUUGAUGUUCAUUAAAUUCAAUUUUACAAUAAAUUGGUGUAAAACAUUGAUGUUGCAGUCUUGCAGAAUGCAGAUAAGCUGAGUAAGCAACUACAGCAUCCCUUGUCUCACAUCUUUGUCCUAUUAUUUGAUACAGAAUGGAUCACUUAUUUUUGGCCCCAUCAUCCAAUUAAUAAAGUAGAAAAUAAUGAAAUAAUGUUAUUUGAGUACUGUUGCUUUCUCUACCAUUCAAUCCAUUCAACCUUUUAUGAUCAUAAAUCUAUAAUCCUACAUCACCUGCUCAUUUUCUUCAGAUUUAAUUCUGCAGAAAACCCCUCAUUGCACUUGGGUUUUCAUCAUAUUUUUUUGUAGUAAUUUGAUAGAAGAUAAUUUCUUCAGUUCAAUUAAGUUCUGGAAUUUUCUCAUCAUUUCAAUUAUGUUCAUACUUCAGAGAAGUUCCUUAAAUGUUCUUAUGUGCUGAACUUUUUCUCUCUUUUGGGUAUCUUUUUGCUUUUAUUAAUUUGUUAUACUUCCUUUUUGGUCAUUUCUGCUGACCAAUAGGCAAGCUAGGUUUGCAUCUUUCUAAUUAUCUAUGCAUCAAUUACUUCUAACUUGUCUUGUUUUGAAGUAGGAUCAUUAAUAUCAUUGUAUUGCGGAGUUGACUUUAUGUUCUAGUGCCACAUUUAUAUUUUCCGCACAUAAAUUUGCUGAUUCCAUUCAUUAAAUCUUAAGGGGUUGACUUUUUCAUCCCUCCACCCAAAAUGACUUUUGUAACUUACAUUGAUAUAUCUCAAUUUUUGAGCUGGUUAUUGUUUCCUUUGUCCCAAUUAUAGCAACAAAACCCAGAAGUUGAAUUCAUAUCUUUCACUAAUUUCUUGCACAAAUUAACAUCAUGUUUAUUUUGAUGGAGAAAGAGUGGCUGUUGUGCGUAUGUUGCUUGAUGUUUUGGGUAACAUGGAAUUAUAAUGUUGAAGGGCUUGGAGUCAACUGGGGAACUCAAGCUAAUCACAAAAUCCCUAUUAUAACAGUGGUACAAAUGUUAAAAAAUAAUGGAAUUCAAAAGGUGAAAUUAUUUGAUGCUGAUGAGUUUAUAUUAAGUGCUCUUAGUGGUACUAAUAUAGAAGUUAUGGUUGCCAUUCCCAAUGGUGAUUUGGCUGGCAUGCUUGAUUACAAGCAUGCUAAGAAAUGGGUUGAUAGAAAUGUUGUGCGUUACGAUUAUAACGGAGGAGUCAACAUCAAGUAUGUGGCAGUUGGGAAUGAGCCUUUCCUCAGGUCCUACAACGGUACAUUUGAGAAUGCUACUUUGCCAGCCCUUCAAAAUAUCCAAAAUGCUCUUAAUGAAGCCGGGGUAGGAGAUAGAAUAAAAGCAACUGUGCCUCUGAAUGCUGAUGUCUAUGAAUCACCAGCAUCCAAUCCUGUACCUUCAGCUGGAAGAUUCAGACCUAAUAUUGCUGAUCUGAUGACCCAGAUAGUCCAGUUCAUGAGCCAAAACAACGCUCCUUUCACUGUCAAUAUCUACCCUUUUCUCAGUCUUUAUGAAGACCCAAAUUUCCCAGUCAACUUUGCCUUUUUUGAUGGGGGAGCUACGCCAAUUGUAGACAACGGGAUUCAAUACACUAAUGUUUUUGAUGCGAACUUCGACACAUUGGUUUCAGCCUUAAGAUCGGUGGGAUUCGGGAACAUGCCUAUAAUUGUUGGAGAAGUUGGGUGGCCAACAGAUGGUGAUAUUCACGCUAAUAUAAACAAUGCUAUCAGGUUUUAUCGUGGCCUCCUUCCUAAAAUUUCUGCUAAUAUUGGUACUCCUCUGAGGCCUGGAAAUAUAGAGAUGUACUUGUUUGGACUCCUUGAUGAGGACGCAAAGAGUGUUGGACCUGGAUGGUUCGAGAGGCACUGGGGAAUUUUCCGAUAUGAUGGACAGCCAAAAUUUCCCAUGUAUGUUCAAAACCAGGAAAUUCAUCUUAUUGGUGCUAAAGGUGUGAAGUAUCUCACUAAUCAAUGGUGUGAAUUCAAUCCCAAUGCGAAGGAUCUAAGCAAGCUGGGAGAAAAUCUUAAUUUUGCAUGCAGUCGUGCUGAUUGUACACCUCUUGGGUAUGGAUCCUCUUGUCAAGGCUUGGAUGUCUAUGGGAACGCCUCUUUUGCAUUCAAUGUAUAUUAUCAGACUCAGUAUCAGGACUUUGAGGCCUGCAACUUUGGGGGCUUAGCAAGGAUAACAACUGCGAAUAUCUCAACAGCAACUUGCAAUUUCACUAUCCAGAUUGUUUCUUCUGGCUUGAGGACUGCAGCACCCAUGGUCUUUUCAUUGAUCACUGUGCUCACAUAUUUACUCUGAAUAAUUUGAUCAUGUGGAUAAUACUUUGUGCAGUUCCCUUUGGUUAUUGUUCUGCACAGCAUUAAGGUCAGUUUUAUGGAAAGCUUUAUUCUAGUUCUGAGAAUUUCAUUUUGUUAACUUCCUAUUAUUUGAUUAUCAAUUGAAAACGACAAUCAAUUUGUGUAAGUGUGCACCUUACUUUUUGGCUCUUAGAAAACUACUCAUUUUUGUCAUUGUUUUCAAA